Messenger RNA from Stegodyphus dumicola, 8349 nucleotides. RefSeq lists its product as uncharacterized. Gene Ontology annotation, biological process: lipid transport. NCBI's taxonomy places the organism in Eukaryota, Metazoa, Arthropoda, Arachnida, Araneae, Eresidae. The record is from RefSeq and is a predicted model, not a curated record. Gene Ontology annotation, molecular function: lipid carrier activity.
AUAGGAACUUCGCCUUUGCUGGGAACAUUCAGGGAACUUCUCAGCAACCAUGGGGCUGGGACUUCUUGCACUGACUUGUCUGGUGGGAGCUGCUUUUGCUGGCCCAUUCGCAAGAGAGACAAGUAAUCGGUGCUCUUUACAGUGCUCAGAACAAGAAAAUGGAAGAUUCAGUUUUGAAGUAGGCAAAAAAUAUGUAUACAGGUACAGAGGAGGUAACUACUUGGGGAUUGCUCACAAACUGAAACAAAACACGACAAUCCGUGGACUUGUAGAAAUUCACGUAUUAAGCAAAUGCGAACUGGUCUUGAAGCUAAAAGAGAUCAACCUCGAGGAAAAGGCUACAGCAGCAGAAACCAGGGAUUUAAUCAGAAGGCUGGAAAUUCCUGUACCUUUCGCAUUCGAUAACGGUAAAAUUGAAAACGUGUGCCCAAGUCCUGAAGAAGUGCCACAGUCUCUCAACAUUAAGAAAGGCAUUCUUUCAACCUUAAUCAAUACCAUGUCAAAUCCUUUCUCGGAGAUAGUCAAAGAGGACGACAGCUUGGGAACGUGUGUUACGAAAUAUACAGCGCAGCAAGGGCGUUCAACACAAAUCAGAAAGGAAAAAAAUUUGAAAUCCUGCACACAGAGACACUCAUCUGUAACAGCUUUGAUCACAAGUCCUUACGAUUCACCAAACUCGAAUGUUCACGCUGCUCCAAUUUUUCCGGGAGAGACAUUAAUAUGCACUCAAGACAUCGAAAGAGGUACUCUCUUCAUUGUGUCGUGUGUGGAGGAAGCGGAAUUGAAACCUCUAAAGGAACAUGACGAUAUCAUUAAAUUCGAAGGAGUAGUGGAGCUGGUUUUGUCUAAAGUUGAAAAUGCAGAACCUCUAACCUUGCACCCCCAGCGAGUUCAGGAAUCCCUUAAAUAUAACCUUCAAAUGGAACAAGAUCAAGAAAGCAGUGAGAAGGAAGUGGAACAAAUUUUGCAGCAAAUGUGUUCUAAAAAUAUUGGGGUAGUUGAUGUAGGCGUCAGCAAAAGUUUCUUUAAAUUGAUUUCUCUAGUAAAAAAAUUACAGUCCUCAUCCCUUGAUAAAAUCUACAACUCUUUGAAAGACGGCAAGAUUUGUUCUUCAAAGAAGGUCAGACAUAUCUUCCUGGAUACAUUACCAAUGGCUGGAACUGAAGAUGCUAUUGAACUUAUGAUUAAAGUACUAGUGAAUAAGGAAAUUUCUGGAUUGAAAGCAAAAGUGUGGCCGGCGUCUUUAGCUUUAAUUCCAAAACCUACAGAAAGAGCAGUUGCAGCAGUAAUCCCAUUACUGAGAAAUGACAAGAGUGGAUCUGUACUUCUCGGUGUAUCUGUUAUGGUUUACAGAUUUUGUGCAGAAAGAAAUUGCGAAAGGUCCAGACCAGUUCAGGAAAUUGUUUCAGUUCUGAACCAAGCAAUCGGAUCAAGGUGUUCAUCAGAAAAAGACAAAGAAGUAAUUUCUUUGCUUAAAGCUUUCGGAAACAUGGGUUUUGUUGGUGAAGCUGAAUCAAAUAUCUUGGCAUGUGCAAAGGACAGUGACAAACCCGUUGGCUUGAGACUGGCAGCUAUUGAUGCUUUUAGAAGGCUAGAUAAGAAAAGACCUCAAGGUUUGCUCAAACUUUAUGAAGAUCAGAGAGAAAACUUCGAAAUUAGGAUUGCUGCUGUGUCUAGUAUCAUGAAAAAAGCAGAUGCUCAACAAAUUGAGGUUAUUAAAAGAGUAGCUGAACAGGAAAAUGAUGUGCAAGUUUCCAGCUAUAUUUCAACACUGAUGACCAACAUAAAGAAAUCCUCAUCACCUCUAAAGAAAAAUGUGAGAAAAUUGUUGAGAGAAAUGGAAAUCCAAUCACCACCUGUUGGCUAUUUAGAAAAUUCUAAGAAUAUUGAAGUAUCUGCUUUCAGCGAAACAUUCAAUAUUGGUGGUGAGGUAGAAGCUGACAUCAUUCAUUGCUCUGAUACGAAAAUUCCUCGUUCUAUUAACACACGUUUUGAUGUGAAUGUGUUUGACAAGAAUAUAAAUCUGUUUGAAUUUGGUGUACGAGCUGAAGGUCUUGAAGCGGCAUUCAAGAAGAUACUUGGAAGGAAGGACGCUAGUAAACAAAAAUCAUCAGCCUGGAAUUUAUUACGCUCAAGGAAAUUUCUCAAUGAUGAAGAAACUGAAGUGUCUCUUUUCGUCAGAACGAUGAACACAGAAAUAUUUGACCUUUCUGCUUCUGACUUAACUGGAGUUGGAGAAAUGGUAAAAAUUGCAGAUGUAAUGGAAAAACUAGCCGAAGGAAAAUCCGUUGAUUUCUCUCAUAGUUUCCUCUUCUUGAACACGCAUUUGAUAAUCCCUAGUGUAACUGGAAGAUCAUAUACUUUUGGUUUAACUGGUAGUGCAACUGUAGGUCUAACAGCUACUCAGAAACUUGACGUCUUGCAGUUUCCAAGAAGGGCAGAUAUCCAAGCCCAUUUUCAACCAAGUGUGAAUGUCGAAGUCGCUGCUACAGUUGGAAUCCAAACCAGUGUGCCACGACCAGACAUGAGAGUUGUCACGCGACUCCACUUAGAGUCGGACACACAAGCUCAGUUCCGCAUAAAGGAUGGACGUCAAGUUCUUGCUCGUUUCAAUGUGCCUUCAGAAAAUGUGGUCUUCGCAAAAAUAAGCUCUGAUAUUUUCGAGGUUGAUGCUCAGCAGAAUGAGAAACGUGUUUUCAAGGCUAUGCAAAAGAAAAUUGAUUACUGUUUCAAUAAACUCGAGAAACCUUUGGGUGUUUCCAUCUGCGGUAAAUGGGAAGUUCCUCGCCCUUUUUUGACCAGAACAUUUCCUUUCAUCAGAGGAGUUGGUAGUGUGGAGUUUGCUGUCAAGAAAAGCGAUCAGGAAAUGAAAGGUCUUGAAUUAUCCGUAGAAAUCCCAAAACGUUUGACUGAAGUGAUGCACUACAAAGCAUCGCUAGAUACUCCAGGCUCUCAGAUGUCCCGCCGUUUUGCAGCUGAACUGGAAGUACAGCAACCUGACUCUAAGCAGAUGAAGUUCUCCUUAGAUCUAACAUCACCUUUCAAGAAUGCUAGGGCAACAGGUUCAUAUAAUCUGACACCAGAGGUGGUGUCAGGAGCUUUGGAACUGCACACUAGUUCUUCUCAAAUCGUGUCAAUUAACGUUUCAAGUGAGAUAUCUGAAACUCGAUCUAGAAAAGUUUUGAAAACUUCACUUGAGGUAUCAGUUUCGAAUAGACAGCCAGUUAUAGUUGAGGGAAUAAUUGAUAUCACGAAAGGACGAAAACAACAGAUCUCUCUCGAUCUGAAAUCCAACAAGCCCACCGAGAAACCCAUAUCUAUUCAAGGCAUGAUAAUUAAAGAGGGUCGCCUAGAUCUUCAAAACUCUGAGUGGAAAAUGACCUCUGAUGUGAAGGUCAAAAGCCCAUUUUGGAACACGCAGGUUCUUUUGGAGGCAGAAAAACAAACCAAACAAACUCAAACACUUUCUACAAGUGUUGCUGUACAUUAUCAGAAGGACAGACUUCAAAAACAAACAAUAAAACUAGCAGGAAAAUUACAGAGAAAUUCAAAUAAAGUUAACACCUAUAUUCAGUUUGAAACAACUCAAUACCCAGCUGCUAACUGGAACCUCAAUUGGAACUUUCAGGGAAAACUCAGAGAAACAAUGAAAAACGAUAUCAGUCUAAAGUACGGUGGUAAUCCUGAGCGUACAUAUGUAAACGUUCUCCAAUCAUGUCGUUCCGACGGAUGGAGAAAUGGUGAAUUCCAACUUUCUGUAAAAGCCCCGCAAUUAGGCAUAGACAAUGAUGUUAAAGUAUCACGUGUUCUGGAGCCUCAAAACAUUAAAAUGGAAGCAAAUAUCCGAUACAAAGCUGAUAGACGCAUAAAGACUCUUAUUAAUUUGGACAAAGUGUCAGAAGCACCUGUGCAAAUAAAAGUGAAUGCUGAAUUAGAAUAUCCUGGAAGAAAACUAAUAUUACAAGACGAAAUUGUAGAAAUUAGUCCAAAUGCAUACCAAGGAGACUUAGUGCUACAAUGGCAGCAAGACAAGCAAGCAGAACUUAAAUACAAGUACCAAAAUCUGAAUAAGGAAUCUAAAUAUCAUCAAGAAAUUGAAGCCAGCUUACGACUUCCCAAUCGCCAGAAUCAGAUAAAGAGCAAAGCUACAUUCCAACUCAUGCAAGAUAGUUUAUACCUUGAAAAUCAAUUAAUUUUAAACAGAAAUUCACAGUAUUUAGUUCGCACUCAUUUGAAAAGAACUGGAGUUAGUCAUAUGGAUUUGAAAACACCUAAGAUUGAUGCAAAAUUGAAACUCAUCAAUGAUGAUGAAAGAAAAGCAGCUGCUAUUGACGUGAAAUUUAAGACACGCAGGUCCCAACACAUCACUGCAACAGUUGGCUUGGAUUUAGGACAGAAAACGAAAGUAGAAAUUGAAGCCACUCUGGAUGCAGAUCGCAGACCGUACAAAAAGUUUUAUGUCUCUGCUGAAGUAGAAAAGACGCAAAGCCGUUCUGGGAAUUUGUACAAGUGUAGCUGUAAAUUAGAAUGCUCAGACAUUUUGAACAUUCAGUUUACUGGAUCAGGUGACCUUUCUGUGUUAGGAAAACAUGACGUUUCUUUAGAUGCUACAGUCAGGAACUUAGAUCCCAUAAAACUUAUCAUUCGGCAAGAACUUACCAAACAUUUCAUCAAAACAUCAAUAAAAGUCUCAAAACGUAAUAUUGAUAAGGCUCUAAUUGAACUCGAAGGUGCAUUUCAAAAGCGUUCUAGGGAAACUGAAAUAUCGACUAAGUUUUCACUGAAAGCCUUAGACAGUUCUUUUGAAACUAAGGAACUGGAAGUGAAAUAUAUGUUCUCUCGUACAAGUUCUUCUUCAUCAAUAAAAUCAGAAAUGCGAUUACAGCGAUGUCCAGGUAAAGUUUAUGCUGGUGAAAUUGAAUGCGAUAUGAAAUCUAGUUCCAUGCAGCUGAAAGCAUCUGCGCAAACACCACACAUUAACUUUGAAAAGCAAUCGCUAAGCAUUUCUUUCCAAAGAUCUAAUUCAGCAAUGUUAUCAAUAGUGCAAGUUCAGCUUCCAAAUAGGAAAGAAAUGUCAAUUUCUUCCGAUGUUAAGAAAACAAGAUAUGGCUUAAUUGCCUCUUCAGUGCUCAGUUCACCUUUUGAAGCCGUAAGAAAUGCUAAAGUACUCUUGUCUUUAGACACACAGGCAGCUAAAAACAGCUUAAUGACGUAUAUCGAUGUCAAUGAAAAACGUGUAUACGAUAUGGAGUUAAGAAAAACUGUAUCAUCACAGGGGAUGGAAAUGGAUGCUCAAGUUAAAAUUCCAUGCCGCAAAUUCCAGUCCAUCAGUCUGAAUAUGCGAAGAGUUGGCGACUCAUUCAUGUCAUCUUGCAAUAUGGAGCUUGAGAAGAAUAAGGUAAUUUCACUACAGUCUGGCAUAGAACGAAAACCUCAAGGCAUUAGCAUUUCUUCCAAAAUAGGCUCUCCCUUUAACAGGCUAAAAGAUGCAGAAAUGAGUAUUUCCCUUUUAAAUUCCCCAUCUCAAAAGACGCUUUUAUCGUACAUUAAUGUCAACAGUCAACGAAAAGCUCUUGCUGAAGUUAGUUACAAAUCAAUGAACAGGGGGGCAGAAAUUUUAAGCAGCUUUUCAAUUAAAAACCACUCAGUGUCUGGAAUUGCUAGUUUAAUUAAACAAACAAAUCUUCUUACUUAUUCUCUCAGUGUCCAUAAAGGAUCACAAUCCUUAUUACCAGAAAAUUUGAGCGGCGAGAAAACAGGAAACAAACGUUUGCAUUCAAUGCAAAGGCAAAAAAUAUCUUUGGUAGAUGUAACGCUUUCAAAAGAAACUUCUGCACAAAAUUCUAGAUUUGUUUUUAAAGCUCAAGCACCAUUUAUGCCGCUUUCUCUAACUGUUCAAACAACGCGAAAUGAUUCAAAUUCCUUAUCUGCAGAUGUCCAAACUUGUUUCGGAUCAGAACAGAAAGCAUGCUAUAAUGCAAAAUUUUACCAAAUAGCUUCAGUUAACUCAGACAACUACCGCCAGUAUAGGAAGAUCACUUGCAAUAUAGAGAAGCUGACUAGGUCUAAAGCUGAGCCUUUCGGAAACAUCGUUAUUUCCUAUGGCCUUGGAGACAAUGAUUUCAAAUCAAAAUUAAAUGUUGAAAUCUUAAACAAAAGACUCGGUUAUGAAGUAAAACUUCACAGAAGACAUCAUGAAAGAGAACCCUGCUCAAUGGAGACGGAGUUGCAACUUAUGAAUCGUACAGUUAUCGUUCGAAGUAGUGCUCUUCAUAAUUCUGAACAACUGCUUAUAGAUUUCGAUGUCACUCCUGAUGCUACAGUGCCUACUCGCAAGUACAGGAUUGAAGUGAAAAAACACCAUUCUCAGCGUGAUAAUGAAAUCUCCGGCCAUCUGAAAUUGUCAAAUCCUAAUAUGAUAAAACCUAUUUCGCUUGAAGUUUCCGUUAGGAAGGGAAGAAUGAUUCCCGUAGAAGCCAAAAUUAGCCUACAGUAUGCUGCGUCUCCACAAAAAGUGUUGACUUUAGAAAUACAGCCUGAAGGACAGAAUGCGGCCAUCAAGCUUUACAGUGAAGACAGAAAGAUUGACGCCAUGGUAAAAUUCUUGAAGGAUAAAACCGAGAAUGAAGACAAAUACGGGUAUGAAUGGAGGUACAAAUCAAAAGCUGAUACAAAAAGAGGAGGAGUUGCUGUUGUUAUCUCUCAGAGAAGAAGGGGAAUUCCAAUGAACGUUGACGUCCUGUAUUACACAACAAAUACUGACCUGAGAAUUUCUGGUCGCUCUGUAAGAUCUUCCCGGGAGGCACCCGAAUUCAACAUAAACAUAGUAUCAAAAGGAGAGAUAUUAUCAGAAAUUAGUAUCAGAACGGAAGAGAAAUGUGCAGAAAUUGAAAUUCAAAGAAGAGGUCCUUUCAUGAAAUGUCAGUUAUGCAUUAAUAAACGUGGAAGUGAAUCGCUUAAACUUAUCAGUUUAGCUGCAUUCUACCGGGAACGUAACAUCCUAGAUUUUAGUGUAGAAGUAGAUUCCGAAAAGCCAAGAAUUGCCGAAAUUACACUCAAUUGGAAUAAGGAUAACUUACUGCGUGUUUUGGAAGAGUUAAAGAACAUCGCCAAAUUUUUCUAUGACCGAUCCCUUUCCGAAAUUGAAGAAGAAAUCAUAAAGCACAUUAAGGAUUUCUGGUAUAAUGUUAUCAAGCCAAAACUUGAAGACUUCCUAGACUGGUAUCAGGAGCAGCUGGAAAAAGUUCUCGAUAGUUUACGUGAAGCUCUUAGUUUGCACUUUCCUUUGUGGGAUGAAAUUGUAAAUCUAGUGAAAGAUCUCCUAAGUUACUUGAAAACAUUUCUGAAGGAAUUACCGCAUAUUAGAUCUCUAAAGGAAUUCUUAGAAGACUUGAAAAAAUUUUGGGAUUCGGUAAUUCACAGAAUCCUUGGAAUCAUUUUUGAGCAUGUACCUGAUGUCGUGAAAGACAUAUGGCAAAUGACAAGAGCUGACUUAAAGAAUUGCCUUGAAAAGAUCUGCAGGCCUGGAUCAAUCUGUGAUGAUUUGAGACAAAUUUAUGAGAACUCUAAAGCUAAAGGGGUGCUCAAUUAUCUUCUCAAUAAAAUCUCUGAAAAAAGGCGUUCUUUAAUGGAAUUGCUUCCCCAAGGCUUACCUGAUAUAAAGGAUUUAAUCCGCAAAGCUAUACGCAUUGCUGAAUCGCAAAUCAAACGGAUAUUCGGUGAUUUGGUUGGAGAGAAGAUAAUCUCAGUCGUCAAGGGAGAUAUACUGGAAGUGGAAUCAUUCUUGAGAGGAAGGGUAAUAGAACUGAUAGAUAAUAUAAUGAAGUACAUUGAUGACCUUUUGGAAUCGGAUGAGGACCUUCAGCUUCUAAAAUCAGUUAUGCAGGAAACCAAGCAAAACGCUGUGAAUGCAUGGCAAAAUCGAGAGAAAAUCGCACGAGAAAUGUGGCAACCGGUGCGCGUACGAGACUUGAAGCAUACCCUAAACAAUGGAUGAAAGAGAGAUUAAUCGUCCUACAAUUCAGCCCGAGAAGAGGAAAUAUUACAGUCCAAUUCCAACAUCCCUUUCAUCAAACGCAACUUCAAGUAGCCCAAAAUCUACUUUCAGCAGCUAAAAGUAAACUUCUUUCUGUCUUUCAAAGCUAGGAUGUUAUUAUAGAAUUAUAUUUGGAGGAAGCUGAGUGCACUGGAUAGCAUUCUUCUUUCUUGGACUUUUUAUAUGUUAUUUAAAAUAUGCAUGUUCUUGUUUUCUGAGUCACUAAGUGGAGACCUUAUUUAAUGUAAUUAAGCAUUCUGUACCUUUAUAUGUAUAAUAAAAAUACAAAUAUUAAUACUUUGUUUUUACAAACA